Verticillium alfalfae VaMs.102 is the source of this 612-nucleotide messenger RNA. RefSeq names its product DJ-1/PfpI family protein. The transcript has 2 exons. The record is from RefSeq and is a predicted model, not a curated record. Bases 1 to 612 code for a protein of 203 amino acids. Lineage: Eukaryota; Fungi; Ascomycota; Sordariomycetes; Glomerellales; Plectosphaerellaceae.
AUGAAGCCCACGCUUCCGCUGUCGGCGCUGUUCGCCAUGGCCGCCGCUACGGCCCCCGCCAGCGAUGCUCCGGCCAACGACACGCGCCCCGUCAACUUUGGCAUGUCCGUCAAUCCUACCCACACCCUCGCCGACCCGCCCAAGGACCUUGACGUGCUCUUCGUCCCUGGCGGCGCCGGCACCCGUGACGCCAACAUUGCCGAGGUGACCCAGAUCAUCGACUACGUCCGCGACGUCUAUCCCUCGCUCCAGCACAUCCUUUCCAUCUGCACCGGUGCCGGCAUCCUCGCCCGCGCCGGCGUCCUCGACGGCCGCAACGCCACGACCAACAAACGCGCCUGGGCCCAGACGACGGCCCUCGGGCCCGCCACCAACUGGAUCGCCAAGGCCCGCUGGGUCGUUGACGGCAACGUCUACACGUCGAGCGGCGUCAGCGCCGGCAUCGACGCUGCGCUGGCCUACGUCUCGGAUAUUUGGGGCGAGGAUGAGGCUGUCCGCCUCGCCAUUGGCGCCGAGUACAACCGCGUGCUCGACCCGGCUGAUGACCCCUUUGCCGCGCACUGGGGGGCCGAGGACGUGCCGCCCGUGAGGGAGGCUUGCAAGAAGCACUGA